AUGAAGAAAGGGGAAGAAGUAGUCAAGGCAAAUGGAAGAUGGGAACUAAAUGGGAAAUGGGAGCUUAAUGGGAAGUGGGAGCUAAAAGAGACACAGAGAAUAAAUGGUCAAUAUCAAGGAACUAGAAAACAGGAAUGUGGCAGCCCGCGUGAAGUAAAUGGCAGACCACCGUUCAACGGCACUCCCCUGGAAAAUGGCAAGCCCGUGGCUAAUGGGACAGAGACGCUACAAGCGGCAAAUGGGAGGCAAGAAGCAAACGGUAAGCCGCUCUCAACGUUCAGCUGGCAGGAGGUCCAGAAACACAACACGUCGUCGGACCGGUGGCUAGUGAUAAACCGGAAGGUCUACGACAUCACCAGCUGGGCAGAGAGACAUCCAGGCGGCACCCGUGUUAUCAGCCACUACGCUGGGGAAGACGCCACGGAUGUUUUCUGGGCCAUGCACAUUGACCAAAAUCUUGUGCAGAAGUACCUUAAGCCGCUGCUGAUUGGACAGCUCUCCCCAGAAGAACCCAGCUUUGAAAAACACAAGAACGCCCAGUUGGUAGAAGACUUUCGUGCCCUGAGAAAAACAGCAGAGGACAUGAAAUUAUUUGAUGCCAAUCCCUUAUUCUUCUCUCUUCACCUGAGCCAGAUCCUGCUUUUGGAAGCUUUGGCUUGGUUAAUAGUGUUCAUCUAUGGCAGUGGUUGGAUUCACACUUUGCUCAUUUCAUUUAUUCUCACCAUCUCCCAGGCUCAGAGUUCAUUCUUGCAGCAUGAUACUGGACAUCUCUCUACAUUUAAGAAAUCCAGGUGGAAUCACCUCUUCCAUAAAUUUGUGAUGGGCCAUCUGAAAGGUAUGUCACCAAACUGGUGGAAUCAUCGCCAUUUCCAACAUCAUGUAAAGCCAAACAUCUACCCCAAAGAUCCAGAUAUCGAUAUGGGACCCCUUUUUUUGCUUGGAGAAACCCAACCAAUCAAGUAUGGCAAGAAAAAAAUCAAGUAUAUAGACUAUGAGAAACAGCACCUCUAUUUUUAUCUGGUUGGGCUACCGUUACUUAUGCCUGGAUAUUUCAACUUACAAUCCAUGCAAGUCAUGUACCUGCGCAAGGACUGGGUGGAUAUCGCCUGGGCCUUCAGUUUUUACAUCCGUUAUUUCAUCACUUUCAGCCCAUACUACGGAAUUAUCGGCACCAUCCUUCUCAUCUUUUUUGUCAAGCUGUUGGAGAGUCCGUGGAUUGCAUAUGUCACUCAGAUGAGCCACAUCCCAAUGAAAAUGAGUUACGAGACCAACCAAGACUGGCUUAGCACUCAGGUAAUUGCCACCUGUAAUAUUCAGCAGUCUUUCUUCAACGACUGGUUCACUGGACACCUGAACUUCCAAAUCGAGCACCACCUGUUUCCCACAAUGCCCCGUCACAAUUACUACAAGAUUGCACCUCUGGUGAAGUCACUAUGCAGCAAGUAUGGACUCUCCUAUGUGAAUAAGCCAUUAUUAACGGCAUUCGCAGACAUUGCCAGGUCCUUCAAGAAAUCUGGAAAUCUCUGGGCACAGACUUACUAUCAAACAUGA
Molecule: messenger RNA, 1551 nt
Organism: Tachyglossus aculeatus (Australian echidna)
Lineage: Eukaryota; Metazoa; Chordata; Mammalia; Monotremata; Tachyglossidae
Product: fatty acid desaturase 2-like protein FADS2B
Exons: 12
Coding region: 1-1551 (516 amino acids)
Biological process (GO): lipid metabolic process
Cellular component (GO): membrane
Molecular function (GO): oxidoreductase activity, acting on paired donors, with oxidation of a pair of donors resulting in the reduction of molecular oxygen to two molecules of water
Source: RefSeq, a predicted model, not a curated record